CAUAAAUUUCAUCUUUUCUAGGUAGGGAAGUGGAGUACUUCUGGGGGGCUGAACAUCACCGAGGUCUCCAGGCAGAACGGCAUGAACAUCACUGACUCGCUUUCCAACCGCUCACUGGUCAUCACCACCAUCCUGGAGGAGCCAUAUGUCACGCUUAAGAAGUCUGACAAGGCACUCGUCGGCAAUGACCGCUUUGAGGGCUUCUGUAUUGACCUGCUUAAAGAGUUGGCCAGCAUUCUGGGUUUUUCCUACGAGAUCCACCUGGUGCCGGAUGGAAAGUAUGGGUUUCAAGAUGAUAAAGGCCAGUGGAAUGGGAUGAUAAAGGAACUCAUGGAACACAGAGCUGACCUUGCUGUGGCUCCUCUCACAAUCACCUUUAUGCGAGAGAAAGCUAUUGACUUCUCCAAACCUUUCUUGAACACUGGCAUCAGUAUUCUGUACCGCAGACCCAACAGCACCAACUCUGGCUUCUUCUCUUUCCUGAACCCCAUGACCCCUGAUAUCUGGGUCUACAUCCUGUUGGCCUACCUGGGAGUCAGCUGUGUACUCUUCGUCAUCGCCAGGUUCAGCCCGUACGAGUGGUAUGACGCCCAUCCGUGUAACCCAGGCUCCGAUGUGGUAGAAAACAACUUCACCCUUCUCAACAGCUUCUGGUUUGGCGUGGGCUCCCUCAUGCAGCAAGGUUCAGAACUGAUGCCUAAAGCUCUCUCUACUCGAAUCAUUGGAGGAAUCUGGUGGUUCUUCACCCUCAUCAUCAUCUCCUCCUACACAGCGAAUCUGGCCGCUUUUCUCACUGUAGAGAGGAUGGAUUCGCCCGUGGACUCAGCCGAUGACCUGGCCAAACAGACCAAAAUAGAGUACGGCGUAGUCAAAGAUGGAGCAACCAUGUCCUUCUUUAAGAAAUCAAGAGUGUCUACAUUUGAGAAGAUGUGGGCUUUCAUGAGUAGCAGGCAGAGCACGUCGUUUGUCAAGUCCAUUGAAGAUGGGAUUCAGAGAGUGUUAAAGUCAGACUACGCCCUUCUAAUGGAGUCAACGACCAUUGAGUAUGUGACACGCAGAAACUGCAAUCUCACGCAAGUCGGCGGCAUCAUCGACAGCAAAGGUUAUGGCAUCGGCACCCCAAAAGGCUCGCCAUACAGGGAUAAAAUCACAAUUGCCAUCCUCAGUAUCCUGGAAGAUGGCCGUCUUCACAUGCUCAAAGAGAAGUGGUGGAGCGGCAGCAACUGUCUGGAAGACGAGCGGUAUGAAACGGGUCCCAUGGGCAUCCAGAAUCUGGGCGGCAUAUUCAUUGUAUUGGCGUCUGGUCUGGUGCUGUCAGUGUUUGUGGCUAUAGGAGAGUUCAUCUACAAGAUGCGCAAAAAUGCAGAACGUGAACAGGUCUUUCUGCAGUGCGGUGAUAGAAGAGAUCAAACUGUCGUUCACAUGCGAGAGACGGGUGAAACACAAGCUCCACCGCCAGCCGCCAGCCAUGGUGAAGACGGACGCAGUGAUCAACAUGCACUCCUUCAACGACCGUCGCCUGCCAGUAAAGGACAACAUGAGCUGCAACCCCGCGAUGACGCCCGUGUUUCCAUGACUUGCCUGGGCGACGGCCACCUGAGGCACGUCCCCGGCGCCAUGCCGGAGAGCAGGGACUACGGCCCCGAGAUGAUUACAGCAUUCACCAUCAACCGCAGAGACAUCAGACACCAAAUGGCCAGUCAGAACGGUGGCAGUAGCAACAAACCAGGUAGUGACCACAUCCUCAAACCAAUGUAUCCCACCAUGCCAUUGCGAGAGGGAGGCCGAUCGGUAUCCUUCCUGUGAGAGCAAGCCACGUCUGCGAAACUAUCCGCACCCGAGUCUGAUGUUUACAAACAGCAUUCAAAAGCGAAGCUCACGAUCUGACUCGAAGGAGCCCCCCCGAUCAAACGAAAAUAUAUGUUUCUCAUUGGAACAACGUGAAAAUGUGGAAAAGAGGCUUUUUUUGAGCAUGGCAAUAAAUGUAACUACGGACAGACUCGAAUGGAAGUAGUUUUCUUAGAGUAACAUUUAUAGCACAUCAAGUUAAUUUCAAAGAGUUCUGACGAUUUAUCUUUUGAUUUCGUCAAAAUCAUGUGGCGUUUUGGUGGGGACGCAACAAAAAAAGCGCAGUGAAUGCGAUGUACAUUACCGGUUAGCGUCGGACCGUAGGAGCAGUUUAGUUUAACACGCUGUACCGGAGCAGCCAGCGUGACCUGCUAGAAUAGUAGAAAACCCUUAGACUGCAAGUUCCCGAAGGCUACGGGGAGUGUAGCGGCAUACUACGCUCACGGAAAUGCACAAACUAACAGGGUUGAUUUCAUUCGAGCCACCUAAACAAAUUGA
Sinocyclocheilus anshuiensis is the source of this 2346-nucleotide messenger RNA. RefSeq names its product glutamate receptor ionotropic, kainate 3-like. Gene Ontology annotation, biological process: monoatomic ion transport. The transcript has 8 exons. Gene Ontology annotation, molecular function: ligand-gated monoatomic ion channel activity; signaling receptor activity. Lineage: Eukaryota; Metazoa; Chordata; Actinopteri; Cypriniformes; Cyprinidae. Bases 82 to 1806 code for a protein of 574 amino acids. Gene Ontology annotation, cellular component: membrane. The record is from RefSeq and is a predicted model, not a curated record.